Brassicogethes aeneus is the source of this 393-nucleotide messenger RNA. The record is from the annotation of a GenBank genome assembly. Lineage: Eukaryota; Metazoa; Arthropoda; Insecta; Coleoptera; Nitidulidae.
AUGGAUCACAGCAUCAAUUUAAAAAAACCGCCUUUACCUCAAAUUGAAAACGAAAGCUACGAAGAUACAGAGGAAGAUGAAGCUGACGAAGAUGAAGCUGACGGAGAGGAAGAUGAACAGCAUACAAAAAAAGUGUGGCUACAUAUUUCGAGAGCUCAAAAGGAAGUGACAGAAGAAACAGUCUUAAAACACAUAAAAGUCAAGACAAAGUGUGAUGAAAACCAACUUUCAGUAACGCUAUGCAAGGAAACAAACGAGCAAAAAAGCUUUAUGGUUGGACUACCGUUUGAAUUCCACGAUGAAGUCUACAAAAGUGAUUUUUGGCCACAAGAAAUAGGAUACAAGCGUUUUUACUUUGGAAAUAACAGGCAACAAAAACAAACUUUUUUAUGA